Thlaspi arvense is the source of this 1192-nucleotide messenger RNA. The record is from the annotation of a GenBank genome assembly. Lineage: Eukaryota; Viridiplantae; Streptophyta; Magnoliopsida; Brassicales; Brassicaceae.
GCACAAUUGUUAAGGAGUUUCUCAAGCGCAUCGAAGGGUUUUACUUCUCUGAGUUUCUCUUCUCUCCGGCGACGUAAUUGCCGCUCUAGUUUGUCUUCAGGCAAAUAUUACCAGAUCCAUUCCUGCUUGAGAUAGCUCUUCGUUGACCCAUUGACUCUCUUAGAAAUUUAGAAUGGAUUGUGAGGAACAAAUUGGGAACGAAUCCCUCAAUCUGAUUAAACAAGGAGCUGAAGCUAGGGUGUUCGAGUCUACAUUUGCGGGAAGAAGAUCCAUUGUGAAAGAACGGUUCUCCAAGAAAUAUAGACACCCGGUUUUGGAUUCGAAACUCACACUCAAGCGAUUGAAUGCUGUUGGUUUCUUCUUCUGCAUCACCUCUCUUCUUGUUUCCUUGUUUGAAUAUCGAGGGAAAAUGGAUCCUCUGCUUCACUCCUUGACACUUGAGUACAUCGAGGGAGUCACUGUUAAAGAUGUCUUCCUUGAGUUUGGAGCCAAUGGGAUUGUUCAGGAACGGUUGGAUGAUGUUGCUGCUCAGAUUGGUGAGGCCAUCGCUAAGCUCCAUGAUGGUGGCUUGGCUCAUGGUGACUUGACCACAUCAAACAUGCUAGUCAGAAGCGGAACAAAUCAGCUGGUACUAAUUGAUUUCGGCUUGAGUUUCACAUCGACCUUGCCUGAAGACAAAGCUGUCGACUUAUAUGUACUUGAAAGAGCCUUGCUCUCAAUGCAUUCUUCAUGCGGGAAUGUGAUGGAUCGUAUACUAACAGCGUAUAGGAAGUCCUCGAAGCAAUGGUCAGCCACGUUUAACAAGCUGGCGCAAGACGGAACCAAUGUGAUAUUGGAAGCCGUUAACGAAAUGAGAGGGAUCAAGAAACCAAAAGCAGGCUUCCAAUGCAGCUUUGGCCGACAACGAUGGACUAGGUCUCUUCCUGGAGACGUUUUCUUCGCCAAGUUCUUCUUCUACCGGAUUAACCCAAACGCAAAGGUGAUAAACCGGUGCCAUUUCCGGUCGAACUUGGGUUAUAUCAAUCUCAAUAUCGAGAUAACACCUGCGCUCGGACGACGGUGUCCUGGCUACAGAUGCGUUUUAGCGAUCAAACGAGAAGGUCUUCUGAUGAAAGAUACUAACGAGCUUCAUCCUUGGACUCCAUGGCCUCACCACCACACUCAACCUAAGUUGCCCGGGAGAUUCGUCUGA